Molecule: messenger RNA, 1410 nt
Organism: Sparassis crispa
Lineage: Eukaryota; Fungi; Basidiomycota; Agaricomycetes; Polyporales; Sparassidaceae
Exons: 6
Coding region: 1-1410 (469 amino acids)
Source: RefSeq, a predicted model, not a curated record
AUGCGGUUUCUGACGUAUGUGCUGGUAUGUGACGGUUAUCUUGCGUUGAACCGGCCGCAUUGCAGCAACCGCCUAACAAUGCCGCCCAUCCCCGUGGUGACCGUCGAUGUCGACUCCGCAAACACAACCCUUAUCAAGUACAAUCCAGGUCCAAACGCUGACUGGUAUUUUACGCAUUCGGGCAACCAGGAGGUGUAUGAUCAGACUUUAACGACGACGGUGAACCCUGGGGGAAGUGCGACGUUCCAGUUCGUAGGGACUGGAGUGCAAGUUUUUGGCACUCUUGGACCAGCAACGAACGGAAGUUCCCCGCCAGUCUCGAUAUACAGCAUUGACGGAGCGACGCCGAUAUCAUAUGUCGCACCGAAUGUCACUUCCGAGGCGGAUGGUGUCAAGUUCUUCGACAGUGGUACCCUUCCGAAUGGCACACAUACUCUUGCCUUCAAUAUUACGCAAGUUUCACCGUAUAGUCAAUACAUGCUGGAUUACAUCGCAUAUACAAUGCUAGUGCCGGCGUCGUCUUCCUCGUCAUCAUCUUCCACUCCUUCCUCUUCUUCCUCUUCCACUCCUUCCUCUUCUUCCUCGUCCUUUGCAUCAUCAGCAUAUGGCACAGCCAACUCGACAGCCGCCAUGACUACAAAGUCUUCGGCAUCUGCGACGUCGACGGACCAGCCUACCUCGUCGGGUGGUGCUGCGGGAAACACCUCGCACUCAUCAUCCACACCUGUCGGCGCUAUUGUUGGAGGCGUAGUUGGUGGCAUAGCUGGGCUAGCUGUGGUGCUUCUUGCGCUUUUCUUUUGGUGGAGGCGCAGGCGCGCGGGCCGCGGAGCUCAGUUCUAUUACUCGACUCCAGUAUAUCCGUACAAUCCAGACGAUGGCAGCGAAGAUGCUGCUCUUCAAAGCCAAGGCGUGCACAAUAUACCGCCUCAUCUGGGUUUAGGGGCUGGAAUGGUUCAAAGUGGGCCAUCUGCGACUAAUGACAGUUCAUCACUGGUUGCAUGGCAAACCCCCGGGUCGGGUCCUUCCGGCCCUUCAACGCUCGCUCAUUCGACUAGCUUAUCACUAUCCUCUCCAGGCGUGUUGAUCACACCCUUCACCGCCGCCGCGCCCUCUGCCCCGUCUGCGUCCACACCUCGUAAAGCGCUUCUGCAUCCCACUACACCCGUGGUAGCUGCGGCGGAUUCCUCAUCCACGCACUUGGAGGCACACCAACUCCCACUACCUCCUGGUUCUUCCAGUGGCAGUUCGGAGUUGAAGAGCGCUAGUGCGGCCGAGACAUCGUCUUUACACCCCCUUGUCGAGGCGCUCCCAGCCGAGCCGAACAUGGACUCAGGCAUUCGUUUCCCGCCGAGAAUAGCACCCUCCGAAGUGGGCAUUCUCGACGCACCUCCUGUGUAUACCGAGGCCUAA